Molecule: messenger RNA, 4847 nt
Organism: Gracilinanus agilis (Agile Gracile Mouse Opossum)
Lineage: Eukaryota; Metazoa; Chordata; Mammalia; Didelphimorphia; Didelphidae
Gene: TBC1D8
Product: TBC1 domain family member 8
Exons: 20
Coding region: 1-3447 (1148 amino acids)
Source: RefSeq, a predicted model, not a curated record
AUGUGGCUGAAGCCGGAGGAGGUGCUGCUGAAGAACGCCCUGAAGCUCUGGGUCACCCAGAAGAGCAGCUGCUACUUCAUUCUGCAGCGCCGGAGGGGCCACGGGGAAGGAAGCGGCCGCUUCACCGGUCGCUUGGUAGGCGCACUGGAUGCAGUCCUGGAUUCCAAUGCACGUGUUGCCCCCUUUCGAAUUUUACUACAAGUUCCUGGAUCACAGGUUUACUCUCCCAUAGCAUGUGGUGAGUUAUUGAAUGGAUCAGAAGUUUACUGGGCCAUAGCCAUUGGUGCAACCUUAGAGGAGAUUAAUCAGCAUUGGGAGUGGCUAGAACAAAACCUGCUGCAUACAUUGUCUGUAUUUGAUAAUAAAGAAGAUAUUGCUAGUUUUGUUAAAGGGAAAAUAAAGGCCCUGAUUGCAGAAGAGACUCGUAGUAAAUUAGCAGAACAAGAGGAAGAGCCUGAGAAAUUUCGAGAGGCAUUGGUGAAAUUUGAAGCCAGAUUUAACUUUCCUGAAGCUGAGAAGUUGAUAACUUACUAUUCUUGCUGUUGUUGGAAGGGUCGAGUCCCUCGUCAGGGUUGGCUGUAUCUGAGCAUUAACCACCUCUGUUUUUACUCUUUCUUCUUGGGCAAAGAACUCAAACUCAUUGUCCCCUGGGUUGAUGUUCAGAAGCUAGAAAGGACAUGCAAUGUCUUCAUGACAGACACCAUCCGCAUUACCACGCAGAAUAAAGAGCGUGAUUUUUCCAUGUUUCUUAACCUUGAUGAGGUAUUUAAGAUAAUGGAACAGCUAGCAGAUGUGACACUCCGAAGGCUCCUAGAUAAUGAGAUAUUUGAACUGGAUCCAGACUUGCAGGAGCCAACCCAGAUUACCAAGAGGGAUCUGGAAGCCAGAGCACAAAAUGAGUUCUUUCGGGCCUUCUUCAGGUUGCCAAGGAAGGAGAAACUACAUGAAGUUGUAGACUGUUCUCUGUGGACACCAUUUAGCCGCUGUCACACAGUGGGACGGAUGUUUGCUUCUGAUAGUUAUGUCUGUUUUGCCAGCAAAGAAGAUGGCUGUUGUAACGUCGUCCUUCCACUUAGAGAGGUAGUGAGCAUAGAGAAAAUGGAAGACACCAGUCUCCUUCCUAAUCCCAUCAUUAUCAGUAUAAGGAGCAAGAUGGCCUUUCAGUUCAUUGAACUCAAGAAUAGAGAGAGUUUGGUGGAAAACCUGCUCAUGAGGCUGAAACAGGUUCAUGCUAACAGCCCGGCACAUUACAACACCUUGAAAAAUGAAGAUAUGACAUCUGCUCUUUUUCAGUCAACAAGUGUGAACAAUGACCCAAAGUUUGGGACUCUCAAAAUGUCUCCCAAUGGUAACAAAGUUGACAAAGAAACUAGCCCUCUGCCAAAUUCUGAGGCAUUGAUGGCUGUCUUCCACCAGACCGGAAACCAGAGCCCAGAUUCUAGAAUGUCAAGAGAACAAAUCAAAGCAAGUCUAUGGAGUGACCAUUUUGUGGAAUAUGGCAGAACCGUGUGUAUGUUUCGUACAGAAAAGAUUCGCAAGCUUGUUGCCAUGGGAAUCCCUGAAUCUUUACGGGGGAAACUCUGGCUCCUGUUUUCAGAUGCUGUAACUGAUCUUGCCUCUCAUCCUGGUUACUAUGGGAAUCUGGUAGAGGAGUCAAUGGGCAAAUGUUGUCUAGUAACCGAGGAGAUUGAGCGGGAUUUGCACCGCUCUCUCCCAGAGCACCCAGCCUUCCAAAAUGAAACGGGAAUCGCCGCCUUGAGGAGAGUACUGACCGCCUACGCUCACCGGAACCCCAAGAUUGGAUACUGCCAGUCGAUGAACAUUCUGACAUCUGUGCUACUCCUAUAUGCCAAAGAGGAAGAAGCCUUUUGGCUGCUGGUGGCUGUGUGUGAGCGGAUGUUGCCGGAUUACUUCAAUCAUCGAGUCAUAGGGGCUCAAGUGGACCAGUCAGUCUUUGAGGAACUCAUAAGAGAAAGACUUCCAGAACUGGCUGAACACAUGAAGGAUCUAUCCACUCUAGCUUCCAUUUCCCUUUCAUGGUUCCUGACCCUGUUCCUCAGCAUAAUGCCCCUAGAAAGUGCCGUGAAUGUCGUGGACUGUUUCUUCUAUGACGGGAUCAAAGCCAUCUUCCAGCUGGGGUUAGCAGUACUAGAAGCAAAUGCAAUGGAGCUGUGUAGCAGUAAAGAUGAUGGCCAAGCCUUGAUGAUCCUUAGCAGGUUCCUGGAUCAUGUUAAGAAUGAAGAAAGCCCUGGACUACCAGUUGGAAAUCACCAUACCUUUUUCUCUGAUGAUCAGGAGCCCUUUCCUGUGACAGAAAUAGCAGACCUAAUUCGGGACUCCUAUGAGAAAUUUGGAGACCAGUCAGUGGAGCUGAUUGAACAUAUGCGUUGCAAACAUAGGAUCCGGGUUCUCCAAGGUCAUGAGGAUACAACAAAACAGAACGUUCUCCGGGUUGUUAUUCCAGAAGUAUCGAUUCUCCCUGAAGAUUUAGAGGAACUCUAUGACUUAUUCAAGAGAGAACACAUGAUAAGCUGUUACUGGGAACAGACGAGUCCUGCAUUUCAGCGCCAUGAUCCCAACAGACCGUAUGCUGAACAGUAUCUGAUAGAUGCACAACAGUUCACGAACCUUUACAAGCUCGUCUCCCCAUGGACAUGUGGUGCCCACACUGAGAUCCUGGCUGAAAGAACCUUUCGCCUCCUGGAUGAAAACAUGGAUCAUCUUAUUGCAUUCAAAGGAUUUGCUAUCUGCUUAGAUAUUAUGUACAAUGGAGAAAUGAAUGAAAAAAUAAAACUUCUUUAUAGGCUUCAUCUCCCUCCUGCUCUCACUGAAAAUGACAAAGAUAGUCAAUCACCAUUAAAGAAUCCACUGUUGUCAACUUCAAGACCUCUGGUCUUUGGGAAAUCAAAUGGUGAUACUAUUGAUUAUCAGAAGCAGUUGAAACAAAUGCUUAAGGAUUUAGCCAAAGAAAAAGACAAAACUGAAAAAGAACUGCCAAAAAUGAGCCAGAGAGAAUUUAUCCAGUUCUGUAAAACUCUAUAUAGUAUGUUUCAUGAAGAUCCAGAGGAAAAUGACCUGUAUCAAGCUAUUGCCACAGUAACUACUUUGUUACUGCAGAUCGGAGAAGUGGGGCAGAGGAGUAGCAGCUCAGGAAGCUGCUCAGAUGAGUAUAUGGAGGAUAUACAAACCGAAGGAUCUGCUUCCACCUCUGACCAGGACUCAGUUUUUACUGAUGUGGGGAAGAUGCCUCAUAGAUAUUCCCAAGCAUUAUCUAUGACUGAAGGGGAUUGGACUGUCUCCCUUGAACAUAUUUUAGCAUCACUUUUGACGGAACAGUCGCUAGUAAACUUCUUUGAAAAGCCACUAGACAUAAAAUCUAAACUUGAAAAUGCCAAGAUCAAUCAGUAUAGUCUCAAAACCAAUGAAAUGAGCCGCCAGUCUGAGUAAAGGCCAGUAGCACAUACACCAUUCUGCUGAGUACACUGGAGGAUGCUAUACCAAAGCACAUGUUGGCAAACAAGGCUGCUUCUGAGUUGCUUAGUAUGUUCUUUAAAAUAGUGAGCAUUGUCCAAAUGUCAGCUUGAAUUGUUUUACAAACUUGAGGGGUUAUGGAGGUAUCUUGACAGAAACCAAAUGAAACGGGAAGCAAGGAACUAUUAAACUUUACUUAAGGACUUGGACAGAAGCCAUUACUUUCUUCACCAAAUCUCAAACCAAUUCUAGGUGAAGACCCUGGAGAAGACAGAACAGAGCAAGCUAUGUGAUUUGUCUCCCAGUGUUUAAACUACAGUUUUGUUUCAGAGUUUACUGAUGCUUAUUACCUCUCAUACAGAGAGAUUUUUUUAAAAAGAGCAUUUCCCCCACCAAUGAAUGUAAAAGAUGUUACUCAAUUGAGUUUUGGGGUGUUUUGAGGUGAGGGAGGGACUAAUUCAAGUCCAGGUUUAAGAGCUACUGUUUGCAAAUGGCUUUUUUUCUUUUGCACUAAUCCUGAAAAAAACCUGUUUCAAUGCUGGUAAUUGAAACUGUUUUAUUAUUUUUGGUUGUAUUCAAUUUGUAUGUCUUGCAAAAAAAAAAAAGUGUACAAAACCAUGCUUUUGAUGUUGUUGGUUCCCAAAAGCAGUUUUUAAUAAUAUUCUUUUGUAUUGACUUGCUGGUUUUCUUUUAAGUUACUUGAACACUUUUCACAGCCAAGCCUUUAAACACACACAAACCUAAAAUUUGGGAACUCAAAGACCUUGGCUAAAACUUGGUCCAGUCAAUUCCCUGCAUAAAAGUUUUAUCAUAUUUGGAAAACACCUCAUUUAGGAUAAACUUUAAAUAUACUACUUCACCUCUAUUCCAGGAACAUAAACAAAUCACGUCAUUUUAAUAGAAUGGAAUUUUACAUAUUUUUAUGACUCACAACAGAAAUAACACCUCCUAGAAUAACAGACUUUACUCUUCAGGUGUGAGGAGACGGGAAAAGACAGUCAUCCCUAUUACAUGAGGAGGAAUUAUUACACUAGUUGUUUCUGGAUUUUACAAGAAGUCAUAAGCCAAAUGCAGAUGUGCAUCUGGUUGCAGUGGACUAUCCUUCAUCAAAACACAUGUGAAUUCCAGCAACCAACAUUCUCUGGUCCCUUCUCCAUUCAUUGCAUAGUCAUGCUCUAUGGCGACCAAGCAACAGCUUCUACUCAAGUAAAGUAUGUAGACAGAGUGAUGACAAAAAGUCUUGGUGCAGCGUGCAGCCUCUAGAAUAUAAAGGGUAAUUAUAGUUGUUGGUCCCCUUGGGUUCCCCAUACUCAGGGUUCAGUGUUUAGAGGAAGAGAAAUGAUUUCAAGUUACUGCUCCUAACAUAAUCCUACUUA